Osmerus eperlanus (European smelt) is the source of this 2925-nucleotide messenger RNA. It is a transcript of the gene capn12, whose product is annotated as calpain 12. Gene Ontology annotation, molecular function: calcium-dependent cysteine-type endopeptidase activity; calcium ion binding. Lineage: Eukaryota; Metazoa; Chordata; Actinopteri; Osmeriformes; Osmeridae. Gene Ontology annotation, biological process: proteolysis. Gene Ontology annotation, cellular component: cytoplasm. The record is from RefSeq and is a predicted model, not a curated record.
UCCAUAGACCUUCACUUCUGAUGAACAAGACAUAUUUGAAACUCAACCAACAAUAGUUGUUGAAGUCGUUUUCUUUAAGAAUUCCAGCUGACUUUUGAUCAAGAUGUCCUCACUGCAGGGUGAACUUGGGUCCAUUGACAACCCGUUACGAUUUCGUGACCAGGACUACGAUGCACUACUGAAAGCAUGCCUCAAGUCCCGUUCGCUGUUUUUCGACCCAACCUUUACCACUGACCAGAAAUCCAUCGGUAUGCCCGUCGACGCUGACCCCAAAAAGGCGAUCAAGUGGUUGCGACCCAAGGAGAUCAGUCCGAAUGCUGUGUUUGUGGAGGGCAGUACAGACACCACUGAUAUUUGCCAAGGCCAGCUGGGUAACUGUUGGCUCCUGGCUGCCUUGUCCUGUCUCACCAUGCACCCCCAGCUCUUUGCCAAGGUGGUACCACCCAAUCAGAGCCUGACUGAAUCCUAUGCUGGCAUCUUCCAUUUUAGGUUCUGGCAGUAUGGUGAGUGGGUGGAGGUGGUGGUGGAUGACAAGCUGCCAGUGCGUGGAGACCGUCUGCUGUUUGGAUACUCUUGCACCCGGGGAUGAGUUUCCUGGAGCGCCCUGCUGGAGAAGGCCUACGCCAAACUGAUUGGUUCCUACGCCAGUCUGAAGGGGGGUAACAUCUCUGAGGGCAUGGAGGACUUUACAGGGGGGAUAGCCAGCUCCCUCCACACCUCCACCCGCACCCCCCCGGUCCUCUGGAGAGCCCUGCACGGGGCCCCUGGGGCGCGGGAGCUGCUCAGCUGCUUUAUACAUGCGAGCAACGUGCGGGAGGUUGGCACGGUGACCACAGAGGGACUGGUGAAAGGCCAUGCGUACGCCAUCACAGACACAGAUGUGGUGAAAGAAAGACAGCAGGUGAUGUUCUCCUGCUGAGGACUGAGAAAUCCCUGGGGCUUCGUCCGAGUAGUGGGGGCCUGGAGUGACAGAUCUAAAGACUGGGAUGAUGUAGACCGUGCAGAGAUAACCAGGCUUAAACUGAAGAAGACCGAGGAUGGAGAAUUCUGGAUCAGUACAGAGGAUUUCACUAAGCUGUUUGACACAGUGGAGCUGUGCAGCAUGAACCCAGACUCUCUGGCUGAGGGGGAACCGCUCUCCGCUGCCUGGACCCUCAGCUCCCACAAAGGAUCCUGGGUACCAGGAAGCACCGCAGGGGGCAGCCGCCGAUUCCGCCGAUCGUUCUGUAAGAACCCCCAGUUCCAGCUGGUUCUCUCUGAGCAGGACAAGAUGGAUGAUGAGGACGAGGUGGAGGAGGAGGAGGACCCCGACGGCGAGGAGGACGAGGUUCCUGCGGAGCUGACUCCAGAGGAGAAGACGGCCGCGGAGAAGCUGAAGGAGAAGGGCAAGCACUGCACCGUGCUGCUGGAGCUUCUGCAGAAGGACAGGAGGCUGAAUAACAACGUCAACUUCCUCUACAUCUCCUUCCACGUCUACAGGAUGGAGGGUCUGUGUCUGGACCAGAACUUCUUCUCCAGCCAGAAGCCUAUUGCUCGUUCUGGGAAGUACCGGGCUCUCAGGGGUGUGUGGAGGAGGGUGAAACUGGACCCGGGUCACUACGUCAUCGUAGCGUCCACCUACAGACCCAACCAGCCUGGGGAGUUCUUCCUUCGGAUCUUCUCCAAGAUAGGCAACACCCUGGGGACCAAUGACUUCACCUGCACUUCUGAGUUACUCAUGGCUGAUCCUGGCAUUUUUAAACCUGUCUUGCCUGAGGAUUGCAGGAGAGUGCAGAAGACUUUUAAAGAGGUGGCUGGACCGGACAACCGGCUGAACGCGAAGGAAUUAAUGGAACUGGUAAACUCAGUUCUGGAGAAGGACUACAAGAUCCCUCUGGAGACAUGCAGGCAGCUCAUAUUUGGAGAAGAUACUGAAGGACGUGGGACUCUCACCAGUGAGCAGACAGAAUCUCUGCUGUCUUUCCUUCGUGGUUUGCAGUCCAUCUUUUUCCAGUAUGAUGAGGACUCUUCAGGGACAAUGAGCCCUUUUGAGCUCAAUUUGGCCCUUGAGGCUGCUGGUGUCAGAUGUGAUGGCCUGGUCCUCCAGAUGUUGUGGGAGAGGUUCGGUUCUGGGGAUCUCCAGCUGCCUUUCUACGGCUUUGUGUCCUGCGUCACCAGGCUCCGGAAGUUGUUUGCUCUGUAUGAGUCAGAAAGCAGCCAAGAGGUGAAAGGCAGAGGGAUCAACACUUGGCUGCUCCAGCUCCUGCCCCUGUAAACCCUCGCCAGGAAAACAGGGUCUCCAUCAGGAAGCAGCAGGGGCUGUCUGGCUGGCUAGGACCAAAGCAACGUCAUGGCUCCAUCUACGCCAUGGCUGUAUCCACACACGCAUACAGUCACACACACACACGCAUGCAUGUGCAAAUGGGCACGCUCUUGUUCCUGCACAGACACACAGCGCAAACACGCAGUGAAAUGCACACCCUUACAUAACACACACAUACACACACACAUAAUAGCCCCUUGGCCCCUGUCACUAUGCAAUACCCGCAGCCUCAGCCUUUGUCACGCUAACUGUUUCUCCUCAGAAUCACUUCCUCCCAGGAGCCUGUGUUGACGAGGACCUCCUGGUUCGUUCUGUCUCCGGUGUGGUUCCUUUCUACGUUACGGGCUUCAUUUUCACUUCAUAACGGUGCCUUAAGAAAACAUGUAGCUUUAACCUUUGUGCUUUGGUCCUGUUCGGUCUGGUUCUUCUGGCUAUUUGUGUUUAUCAGUAUUUACAUGAAUAGCAUUCUGACACCUAUAAAUUACAUGUGUGUAACGAGGGAGGAUUAUAGUUCUUCUUCCUCCAAUAAGGUGACUUUUUAACGUUGCACAUGUGGCUUGUGUUGUGUAACACCAUAAACGCAGCACCACAUAUCCAAAAUAAAAAUUGCAGCUGAAGAUCUA